AUGGAAAUCAGGGGAUAUUUCCAUUGGCAUAUUGUAUAUGCGAUCAGGAAAAUAACGUUAACUGGAAGUGGUUCUUACAAGGUUAGUUCUAUCCCUAGCCAUGUUAGUUCUAUUGCAGGUUUGUGGUCUAUUCUCUACGAAAGGCCAGAUCCAUACAACCCUCCACACAAGCUAGUGAUAAUUUCAGAUGCGGAUAAGGGGAUCAGAGAAGCAGUUAGAGAAUUUUUUCCAGAUUCUAUACACUCUCGAUGUGUGUUGCAUCUAGUUGAGAACUUCAGGACAAAGUUGAAGGAUUUGGGAUUCAAAUCAAAAGAUACUCAGAUCUUGGGUAAUCUAUUGCAAUCUGCCUGUUACAAAUAUACUAGAGCAGAAUGGAACGAUUACAUGGACGACAUUAGACUGGUUGACGAAAGAGCUUACAAUAUUGUGAUGAACUACGCUCCAGAAAACUGGGCCAAUGCGUUUUUCCCUGGAGUUAGAUAUGGUCACGUUACAUCAAAUGUUGCAGAGUCAUUCAACAAAUGGAUACAUGAGGCUAGGCUACUACGGAUACUUCAACUGGUAGAGCACAUACGUAAACAGAUUAUGGUUCGUAUGAAUGAGCGACGAACCAUGGCUGAAAGCUGGAAUCAAUUUCUUUGCCCCAAAGCUGAACUUGCUCUCAAAGAGAACAUGGAAAAUGGUCGUCCAUUGGAGGUUCGUCAGUCCCACACAGGAUUAUUUGAGGUACAAUCCCAUAGAUCUUGUCAAGUGGAUCUAGACAAUAAAACAUGCACUUGCCGUGGGUGGGAUGUAACCCGUGUCCCUUGCAAACAUGCAUGCGCAUCCAUUAUGUUUAUGAAAAGGGAUGUCUACCAGUUCUGUGACUGGUUUAUGACGGUUGAAGCCUUUAAAAAGAGCUACGAGCCAAUCCUCUACCCUAUCCCUGACUUUGAGAAGCGCAUCGUGCCAAGGGAUGAGAUACAGAUCCUACCUCCACUUACAACAAAAAGGAAAGGGAGAAAUAAAACCAGGCGUAUCAACAACAGAACUGUUUACACGCGGCCAGUAAAAUGUUCUCGAUGUCAUAUGGAAGGUCAUAACCGUAAAACAUGUAAUGAAUCUAUAGCUGACUAA
Molecule: messenger RNA, 1116 nt
Organism: Asparagus officinalis (garden asparagus)
Lineage: Eukaryota; Viridiplantae; Streptophyta; Magnoliopsida; Asparagales; Asparagaceae
Exons: 3
Coding region: 1-1116 (371 amino acids)
Biological process (GO): DNA transposition
Molecular function (GO): zinc ion binding; DNA binding; transposase activity
Source: RefSeq, a predicted model, not a curated record